This is a messenger RNA of Oppiella nova, 2691 nucleotides long. The record is from the annotation of a GenBank genome assembly. Lineage: Eukaryota; Metazoa; Arthropoda; Arachnida; Sarcoptiformes; Oppiidae.
AGACCGGCCUUCAGUUGCGCCGACGGGUCACUAGCGCUGCCCAAAGAGGGCUUCACUUUGCCCUCAAAGUGCUGGCAAUGGGAGACGGACUGGUAUAUCGAGACCAACAUCGAGGGCGAGCCCCUGGAGCCCGAGGGCUGGUCCUAUGCCAUUGAUUUCCCCAUGAAGUAUGGGACAGAGAGGCGCUGGAAUUCACUGGUCAGACGGCGCCGUUGGCUCAGGUUUCGCAGGUAUGUUUGUGUCAACGAAUGGGCACUCGUCGAGUCAAUUCAUGGAGACUUUGUGGCCGAACCCUUCAUUGACAUAUCGACGGGUGGGUACGAUAUGCCCGGCUCUCAGAAGGAUGUGUUAGCUGUUUGGGCGGUCACUGUCAUUGGAAGAGUGAUUUACAGGACAGGGAUCGACAAGUUUUCUCCGGAAGGUAUUUCAUGGGUUAUCGUUGAGGUGCCCGUCGGUUGGGAAGUGAAUCAAAUAUCUUGCGGACCGACUGGACUGGUUUGGACGGUCGCGUGGGACGGGUCGGCAUUAGUGCGGACGGGAAUAAAUAGAGANGGAAAGGUAUGGUUUAGAAAAGGCAUUCGAGGCCUCAAUUCGGGUCAUAAUGACAACUGUGCCGUCGGUUUGGGUUGGGUUGAGAUGUUUCAAGAAAUGUCUUUAUUAUCCGUUACUUCUAAUGAUCAGGUAUGGGCUCUGAGUCCCGAUAAGAAAUGUCUUUAUUUCCGAACCGGUAUUACUUUUGGAGAAUUAACCGGAAAGACAUGGAAAUUAAUUUCUCGACAACCGAUAAACACUUUCAACCAAAAGAGCAAUAAUAAAAAUAUUGAACAACAAUUGGAUUCAAUUAGCAUUUCCUCUCAAGACUCAUGUUUUUCACCCAAUAAUACCGAUUGCCAGACCCAGGCCUGGAUCUGGAUAUCAGCCUCCAGUUGUGCACUCAAUUCCGAUUCAUAUCUUCAAUUCUCUUAUGCAUCGCACGACUCACAGACAUCACUCGACAUUUCUUUGGGAUCAAGUCUUGGAAAAGAGCAAAAAAUGAAGGACUUUAUGUCAGUUUAUCAAAAGGCUAUUGAAUCGGGUGUUUGGAUAAAGUCGGGCACAUGUUUUGUGGCCAAAAGUGACAAAACAGUGACCAAUUGGUGUCCCGGUCUGCUUGAACUCGAGAGACAAGGUGUUGAGAGAACCACUGAAAGCGGAAGUCUCACCAUAUCUUACUCUAAUUCAUCUCAAAAGAUAAAAGUGAACAAAAAAGUGCUAAAUUUGGCCGAAAUUAGCUGUGCUUUCAUUGGCUCGUCCGAGAACUCUAUGUACUCUAUAAGCAAUUGUUUAGUGAUUAUUGCAAACAAUUUUAUUGCAAAAAUCAAAUUCCAAACGGACACCGAAUUAGAUGACUGGUUGGCCACGAUCAAUUUGGUUUGUGGUGAUCUCCACACUAUUAAUGGUACAACUGGUAUACCUGGUGCCCGGAUCCUCUGUGUGACGAAUAAAGGCGAUCUCUAUGUUGGCCACCAAUUAAGUGCUGACAAUAUAUUUUACUAUCUCCUAAGUGGUGGUCAUUUCAAUUCAGUGACCGCUUGUUUGGGUGUUGUCUGGGCACUUUCGUACGACCAUGUCUUGUUUGUUCAUAAUAAUGGAUCAGGAGGUGGAGUUUAUAAAGACAUCACUGGUGUUAACAGCAAUUGCAAUCCCAUGUCAGAUACGAUGUCUUUUUACUGCUAUGAAAAUCAACGGUGGAACCCAUUGUCGGGUUUUGCACCAAAAGGACUGCCCACUGAUCGGUAUAUGUGGAGCGAUGAGACCGGAAAGCAUGAGUUAAUUAAAGACAACAUCAAACUGCCGUCAAAACAGUGGCAAUGGAUUAAUGACUGGUGCGUCGAUUUCUCUCUGCCCGAUGGCGUAGACUCGGAAGGCUGGCAGUACUCCAUCGACUUUCCAUUUGACUAUCAUUCGGAUCGAAAGUUUACAGAUUAUGUCCGCAGAAGACGAUGGUUUCGGAAGUGCCGAUUCACGACUACCGGCCCCUGGACUGACAUUCCCGGGGCCUCUAUAAUUAGUGCAUCCAUUUAUUGUUCAAAAUGUGAUAUCAAACCCAAUGAAGAGGUAAUACUCAACGCGUGGGCCGUUUCGGGAGACGGCGACGCUUUGUGUCGGUUAGGAGUGAGCCCUCUGUGUCCGCGCGGUCUCUCCUGGCAACACGUGUCGUGCGAACAGCCCUUUGUUGACAUAAGUGUCGGUGGAAAUGACACUUUCAUUCAAGUUUGGGCCACAGCUAGGGAUGGAUCCGCGUUCUUAAGGCACGGAAUCAGUCGCACGUCUCCGGCCGGCACCGUCUGGUUUCACAUCGAGUCGCCCCGACCUCAAUGUCCACUCAAACGGGUUUGUGUGGGAAAGUCGAGCGUCUGGGCCAUCGAUGAGAAGUUCAGACUUUGGUUUCGGGAAGAAAUAGUUCCCACUUUUCCGGAGGGAACCCAUUGGAAGAAAGUAGACGAUUGUAUCCAUAAGAUUAGUGUUAAUAAUUGCAACGAAUUGUGGGCUAUUGUCGGCACUCAACACAACGACUCAAUUGUUUAUAAAAUUGCCAAAAGGAUAGGCAUUUGUGAUGAACUCCGGGUCGGAUCCGAUUGGCAGAUAUUUAGCAAAUAUUUAAAUUGUAUACAAUUCAUUUGUGCCGCAAACUAUUUACUGCAAUAUUGU